Messenger RNA from Neocloeon triangulifer, 372 nucleotides. Its product is annotated as receptor-type tyrosine-protein phosphatase C-like. Bases 55 to 345 code for a protein of 96 amino acids. Gene Ontology annotation, biological process: protein dephosphorylation. NCBI's taxonomy places the organism in Eukaryota, Metazoa, Arthropoda, Insecta, Ephemeroptera, Baetidae. Gene Ontology annotation, molecular function: protein tyrosine phosphatase activity. The transcript is spliced from 3 exons. The record is from RefSeq and is a predicted model, not a curated record.
UAGGGAAAUUGCUUAAAAGCAGUUUGUUUUGCUGGUUGGCCGGCACAAAACUCGAUGGUUGCUGACGUCAAAUCUUUGGUUGAGUUGUGGGAACAAACGGAAAUCGCAAGCUUGGAGAAGUCUAGUGUUUUGGUUUGCAAUGAUGGUGUUACGGCCUGUGGGUUUUUUGCAGCACUGGGCUUUGUGCUUGAGAAAAUAAAACUUGAACAGAGGUUUGACGUGGUCAUGGCUGUCCGUUGCAUUCGGAAUGUGCGACCCGGAUUCAUUACAGGAAUCGAUCAAUUCGAGAUGUUGUACAAAUUUGCAUAUUUAGAAAAGUUUGACACCUACGGUAAUUUCAAAUAAUUAAUGUAUGAAUAGUUUAAAUUGCUC